ACGCUUACGUUCUGCCUCAAGUGUCACGGAGGAAGUACUCGGGAGCCCCUGCUUAGCCUCGGGUCUGAACGCGGAGUCGGCGAUAAGCGCCGCGACGUUCACUUUCUGCGUAGUAACGGCAGGAGCAUGGUUGUGGAUCGGCGUCCUCAAGCCAAGCACACGGCGGACUUUGACGUCACAGACAAACGUCUGCUCUUAUUUCUCUAGCAUCGUUUUUGAGUCAGUCCGCAGCAAGAUGUUGCUCGCUGGAGUGGCUUUGCCGGUGUUCGCCGCCGUUCUCUCCGCCUGCCAUGUGAGUGCCGAUGAAGACUGCCUGUGGUACGUGGACAAGAAUGGCACCUGGCGCAAUGGCUUUGACUGCCCCUUCAACUCGUUCUGCUGUGGAAACUGCCACCACCGCUACUGCUGCCUAGAUGUGUACAAGAUGAUCUCAGAGAGGGAGCAGAAGCGCUGCAUGCUUUUCCAUUUGAGCCCCACUACCAUUGCAGGCAUUGCCUCAUCUCUCCUCCUGUUUGUGGCCAUCAUUGCCACCCUGGUGUGCUGCUUCAUGUGCUCCUGCUGUUACCUGUACCAGCGUCGACAGCAGCAUGGCAGGACUUCCUAUGAAGGCCAGCAGAUUCCUUUGGCCAGCUAUCCUGUGGACCCCACAUACAACACCUAUGGUAAACCAAUGAUGGGGGGAGCCGACCCCCAGAACCCAGGCUACCCAGUGGUUCCACAGUAUUACCCUGGUAUGCCUCAACAGUAUCCCAUUGUCCCGCAGUUCCCAAGCUCUUCGUAUCCUCCAGUAGAUCUUGGAAUAGGCCAGCCAGCUCCUCCACCAUACUCGCCCCCACACUAUCCUGGCUGCUAACUGGACAACAACUGCUCUGCUGGGUGGAGAAGGAGAGGAGACUGUGUUUCAAGGGCACUGCCUCUCUUCUUCAUUGUUCCAUUUAAUUUCCUCUUACCAGUCUGCAGCAACGUACUAAUUUACCCCUUUUGCGUUUUUAUUUCACCAUGGGAAGGGAACUUGGGUUGAAUUCCUGUUGUACUGGACUGGAUUUUUGUCAGCAGUUCUGCCAUAUGGCAGCGCAACCCUGUUUACUCACAGUGGAGUUAGUGGGUUGUCUUUUGCUGAAAGACACCCAUGUCAUAAAUGCGCCUGGUUUUCCCAGGUUCACAGUUUUUCACGUAUUUUCUUUAAUAUGUACUUCUGUUAAACAUUGUUAUACAAACACCGAGGGCUGUUAUACAAUGACAUGUGUAACGGUGUUUGUUUCAACACGAGCUCUACUUAAGGGGGGUACCUGGUACUGCUGCAAGAGUAACGUUUGAGUACAGCUGGAAAGGCAGCAUGCUGAAUGCCAGGAAUGGGACCGGUUUGGCUGAAAUUCAGAAAAAGAAGCUCAGAGGUGUUGUGGAGUGUAUAUAACAAUAAAGGUUUGUACUGGGUUACACUUCCCUUUAUUUAUGUUGCUGCUCUUUGAACACUUCAGCUCGUCUUCCAUGCGAAAAGCUAAUAAUUGCUGUUAACAUUUGAAAUCAAGAUAAGCACUGGAUAAAACGCAUGCUGUGAGUGACAGUGCAGCUAUUUAUAUAUUCACAUACUGAUGUUAUUUUAACUUUGUGCUUGUAAGUAUGUAUCUCUUGUAUCCAUGUGGAUCUUGCAGAAUUCUGCAUUAUGUCAACAAUACAGUAUAAUUCAUUUUCAGAAGUAUAAUUAUCCAUGCCAGUUAAGAACUGAUAUAAAUGGCUGACUGGUGGAAAUAAAUGGGUUUUUACUUAUUUUCGGACGUGUAGCAUUCACUUUUUCAGGAAACCCAGCAUUACAGAAAGGUCCAUGCUUGAUGAACCACAUGUUUAAAGGCAAAUUACCAGAAGGGAUUUGAAAAGUAAGCAUAUGCGGUUCUGCAUUAUAGGACAAUAUGUCUCCUGUGUCUUGUCUGAAGUUGUGUAGGCAUGCAGUGAUAUUUCUCAUGCCACUUAUCUGUAUCUAAUUGCAUGUGUAGGUUCAGUAUUCUUGAAAUAAUUUUUCAGCUUAGUUUUUUAGGUUUUUUUUUUUUGCUUGUCUUGUAGACAGUUUAUUCUUUAGUGGCUGGCGAACACAAGUUUAGUCUCAGAAGUAUGAAUCCUUUAUGUAUCAGGUUUGCAUUAACUCUUCCUACUGUGAGCUGGCAAAAAGUUGUUUCCUAAAUUCCUUUGUAUUCAGGGAUGGAACCAGCUUUGAGAUUUGCCAGGCAUAGCCGAACACAGCAAAUAAUCACUUUAAAAAAAAAUCACAAAAAUAAAAGAUUAAAAUAAAUAAUUAAAUUAAACCGGUAAAGUACAGCAAACAGAAACAAACAUAAACUGCGUGAUUCUUGUCUUAUUUAAAUGUUUCAUUCUUAAAAGUACCACAAAUCACCACUAAAUUAAAACUGGUGAUGUCAAUCUUUUCAUUUAAUUGUAAAGGCCUGAAGGCAGCACACAAUUCUCAGAAUUCACUCACUGAGGAAACACCAUCCCAAGUAGCACUGUCAUCUUACAUCACUUGGGUGGUGCAAGAGGACGUGGGUUCCGUCCCCGUUCAGUCUAUGUGGAGUUUGCUCUGUGUGUUCUCCACAUGUCCUUGUGGGUUUCGGAAAAUGUACGUUUCAGGUGGAUUGGCAACUCUAUGUUGCCCUGUGUGUGUGAGAGAGAGAGACUAAGCUUCAUUGCACUGUUGUCCUGUCCAGGGUGUACUUGUGCCCCAUGCUUCUGGCAUAGGCUCUGGGACACAGCAACCCUGUUUAGUAAAAGCAUCAGUUGAAAUUGCAUGAAUGGAUAUAAAAUCCUUACUUGUAUGAGUUACUUCUUAUUAGCAACAUGUUCCCUUUGGUGCAAAUAAAAGUGUGCUUCAUCUGCAUUUGUGAAAGAACAUUCCUGCACUCUUUCCUGUUUGUUUCCAAUUUAACAUGACUGGAGUUUUUCAAACUGCUCAAUAUAUUUGUUGACAUGUGAAAGAGUUGAUGUCCUCAUGUUGAACAUUAUUUUGGUUUUAUGUGAACAGAUUUCAGAGCUUUUGAGAAGUUAUAGAAAUAGAAUAUAAUGUUCUGCUUUGUUCUGCUUUAUUCUCCUAUUGAAAGAAUGGAAUUAAAAUGAAAAUAGCUGCUGUGUUUCCUCAUCAUUAACUCUUUUCGGAAUGUAACGUGUUGUGGUGUUCAUUGUUCAAGACUACAUGUUCUUUUGAUUGGAGGUUUCAGUUCCACACUGAGGUUUAUUAAAAUUAACAUUGUCUUCAAUGCCAUUUGCUAUUUCAGUGCAUAGCAUCCAGAUUGUUGCAUGUGCAGUGUCACUUUGAAGUGAAGUGUCAGGAAAAAAGUUGUUUGAUGAAAUCAGUUCCAAGUUUGACCAUCAGAUGUCACCAACAUUACCUGCCAAUUGUCGCUUGCUUGAAUAUUGUCUAAAGACUCAGGAGCCCAAAUUGAGAAAACUUUGCAAGUUUAAAUCUGAUAAAGGUUGUCAUUGAGCAAAGAAUAUGAUCUAAAGUGCCCAGUGAAUUAUCAUACUUUGAAAAUUUAAAGUAUAUAAAUGACACAUUCAUGUGUUUUCAAGGGCUCCAGCAUGAUUUGAUAAAUAUUCACAUUGUGAUAACUGCACUAAUGUUUUAGUUAAUGUUUGCUUUAAAGUUAUGCAGCAUUAUGAUAAAAUCAAUUCCAAUCUUACUCUUAAUGCAGACAGGGAGGUAUAUUAGGGGAUUAUAUGUCAAAGAGCAAAUAGUGUGAUGAAUGGGGUUGUUGCAUUGUAAUCUGAAGGUUCCUGAUAUUGAAUCCCACUGCUGUUGUGUUACCCUAGACUGAAAUCCUUACCCUUAAUUGAU
This is a messenger RNA of Scleropages formosus (Asian bonytongue), 3820 nucleotides long. It is a transcript of the gene shisa4, whose product is annotated as shisa family member 4. NCBI's taxonomy places the organism in Eukaryota, Metazoa, Chordata, Actinopteri, Osteoglossiformes, Osteoglossidae. The coding region runs from base 236 to 853 and encodes 205 amino acids. The record is from RefSeq and is a predicted model, not a curated record. The transcript is spliced from 6 exons.